AUGAUACUAUCUCCCGACUUUGGUUUGUUAGGUGCUGCCAAAUAUACAAGACAACCACUAACUGCAAAUCGUGGUCCUUCAAUCUUUGAAAUCCCCGAGAUUGUUCAUAAGAUUCUUAGUUAUGUGGAUAUACAAAAUACGGUUAUUCCUCAGGAGGAAACCCCAAUUCGGAGACAACCACUUAAUUACAAACAUGCAUUAUUAAUUCAUGGUGAUUCCAAAAAAGCAGAACAAUCAUUAGAAACUACUGAUUUAGAUUCAUCUAAGAAUUUCACCACUUCAAAAAACCCCCUAUUCAAUUGCUUAUUGGUAAAUAAGCUCUUCUACAAAGCUGCUAGUGAAAUUAUUUCUCAGAACUUUUACUUUAGUAAGCAGGAAAGUUUUGGGAAAUACUUACAUACCAUAGACCGUGCACAUACAGUUCAAUUCCAGCCAAAGUCCUUUGUUUUACAUAAAUUGUUCCAUGCUAAGCAACCAUGUUUAGAUAGAAUCCAGAUGACAAGAAUGAAUUUCCAAAAGUUGAAAUGGCUUGAACUUUACAUGUGCCCUAAACUUUUACCUCCUAUCAGAUUCAUUUUUGAGAGUUCGCAAACGUUGGAGAAAUUAGUCAUAACUGGGUCCAAAGUACUUGAUAACGACUUCCUCGUCACUUUAGGAAGAAACUGUCGUAAUUUGCAACAUUUAGAUAUUCGUGCUUGUGAACAAAUUUCAGAUUUUGGAAUCUACCAACUAUCAAUGUAUUGCCAUAAACUUCGUCUCAUAAACCUUGGUCGAAAAAAUAAAGGCAACUCCAUAACUGAUGCUUCUAUAAUUCCCCUUGUGAAAAGAAAUCCCCGAUUGAGCACCAUUGGGCUAGCUGGUUGUCACAUUAGUGAUGCUCUGAUUUUUGAAAUGGCAAGACAUUGCAGGAGGUUAGAAAGAUUGUCAUUAAACAAUUGCCCAAAUAUUUCCGAUAGCUCCAUAUCUACGGUUUUCAACUCGCAUGCUUCAUAUUUUCCAUUAUUAUCUGUACUCGAACUAAGAUUCAACUAUCAAUUGACUGAUUGGAAAGGAGUAAUUGAGUUCAAGAGAAGGCAAGAGCUGAAAAAUAUGAUUAUGUUAGUUGAAGUAUGUGAACAGUUGAUGUCUCGCAUGCGACAACAAGAAAUGGCUAUGGACCAGAUGGUAUCACAAAGGAUAUUUAGUGAUAUUCUGGUGUGGGUAAAUUCUCAUAGUGAAGAUGAAGAGCAAGAACUGAGCUAUUUAGAGUUGGUUAGAAGGAAAAGAGCCCUGGAUGUGUAG
Messenger RNA from Spathaspora passalidarum NRRL Y-27907, 1281 nucleotides. RefSeq names its product Amn1p (gene AMN1). The transcript has a single exon. Gene Ontology annotation, cellular component: SCF ubiquitin ligase complex. The coding region runs from base 1 to 1281 and encodes 426 amino acids. Lineage: Eukaryota; Fungi; Ascomycota; Pichiomycetes; Serinales; Debaryomycetaceae. The record is from RefSeq and is a predicted model, not a curated record. Gene Ontology annotation, biological process: SCF-dependent proteasomal ubiquitin-dependent protein catabolic process.